CAUGACGUAAAACAUGAGUGAUCAGGUCACGGCACAAUAGAAAUACAUGUAUCUUUGUUAAAUCAACACUCAUUCUCAGUUUGUUCUCUCUCCCAAGGAAGCCAAGGAAGAUGGCUCACAUAAACAUGGCUUGGCUUUAUUCUUGUUUGUUUACAGCCAUGGUUCUUAUACCUACAACAUUAGGUCAACAAUCCACACAGGUCGAUAUAGACAAUGCAGCAAACGAUUUAGUUAUAGAAGUUAUCCGAGAGACAAACCAUUUAUCCACAGGAACCUACGACAUUGCCUUCAAAUUGACCAAUGCGGGCAACGUAACGAUCCUACAUACGAAAGACUGGGAAAUUAUUUUUUCUAUGCAUAAUAAAAACCUUCUCACUAAGGCAAAGUUUCAGGUACAUGGAUUUGUGAUUCAGGCCUAUAAAAACAGUUUAUACAAAAUGACUGCCACACAUAGAGUUUGGCCGGGUCUUGCCCCUGGCGCAGCUUUCAAAAUCACUGUCACAGCCAAAGGUUUAUCAGUCUUCAGACAGGAUACACAUCCACGGUUCAUCGUAAGGUCAAAGAGGACAAUCCCGAAAACAAUAAAAUCAACCGACGAUGAUACAUUGAGUUUUGUGACAUUGGCUUCGAACAGCAACGACUAUUACUCAAAAAUGUCUGGAGUACAACGAGCGAUUAUGACCCCUGAUGUCAUGGACAUGAAUAGAGUUCCUGCGACCAUUGUAUGUCCAACACCGGUUAAUAUUACUAUAACUCCUGACUCGCCUUUGUUGGUGCUUAGCACCGUCACCCGAUUUUACGUUUGGGCUGACACCUCUGUAAGCAAUGUCUUUAAGAGAUACUUUGCAGAUGCUUUUAGAACAAUUCCAACACCUACAGUACUUGAGUUCGUCAACACAGAACCGCCAGCAGAUGUUGACAAGAUUUACAUACAGCAGACUGGGCCAGACCCUAGUAAGUCCGAAGAUUACUACGAGCUAGCUGUCAGACCAAGGAACGUAAAAAGGAACUUCAAUUUCAUACAUAUGACAGCCACUUCUGAAGCCGGUUUACACAAUGCCGUUGAAUCCCUCUUGUCCGCAGUUGGUCUCUACGAUGUUUUACCCGAUAUGACCAUUACCGAUGACGCCAGAUUUGGACACCGUGCCCUUUCCAUUGACCUUACUCAGAAUUUCUUCCCAUAUGAAGUAAUUGAAAAGGUUUUGAAGCUGAUGAGCACCUACAAACUAAACAAACUGGAGCUGAAUCUAGGAAGUGAUUAUGCCUGGAGACUAGAAGUAAAAGACAUACCUGAACUAAUGAGUUAUGCAUCUAAGAGAUGCCAGACUGGCAACGAGGAUGAUUGUUUGCCACCAUAUUUAGGAGCAGGUGCCGAAGCACUUCCAACUGCAUCUGGAAUCUUUACUGUCAACGAUUUUGCAAGAAUUCUGAGAUAUGCUUAUUCCUUGCAUAUUGAUGUGAUACCGAGGUUCAACUUCCUUGGAGGGCUGUUGUCAGCCAAGCGAGCAACUAAACUGCAGAACAAGAAACUGAAGAGGACAAAUCAGCGCAAAGCGAGCAAAUUCAACCUUGUUUCUCAAUUACCUAAAAUCGGUAAAGGAAGACUACCAGAAGAUGUUAUGACUAUUGAAGGUUUGCUAGAUCCUUGCAGAACCCAGACGUUUACUUUCAUUAACACAGUAAUAAGUCAAGUCAAUAGAAUAUACAGCAUGGCGUCAGUUCCGUUUAAAGCUAUUCAUGCCGGCGGUGAUGCGCUUACCCAGUUCCUCGGAGAAUUUCCAUCCUGUAAAAGAGCAGGAAUUAAAUCAACAGCUGAAGCUUUAUCAACAAUGAUCGGGGCCAUGCAAACGACACUCUCUUCUGUAAAUGCUGUCCUUCAUGUGAACGAAGAAGCUAUUACUGAUCCAGCAACUGGUGAUUGUCUCAAUAUCCCUCCCGCUUCGAAAAUGUCACAAAGUCAUUUGGUUGCUCACUUUUACAAAACAUUCCCUGGAAGUCCAGAGGAAUGGGAUUUGAGCAAGACACAGCUGGAUUAUAUGGACGGCGAAGUGAUUCCACCUCCUUCGCCAGAGAAUCCAAAUGGUACAUAUGACGCUUUGUUAAAAUACAAAGGGCCAAAGAAAGGACUGACAUCAUGGAUUUUACCAUAUCGAUGUGCAAAUAAAGGUUAUAAGAUUGUUUUGAAGCCAGAGAACUUCUUUAGUCUCGACCAAGCAUAUGAAUUAGACUUUGAUGAACCUGGUAACCGUAAGAUGAGAAGUUUUCAUAUUAUCAACAUGCAUCGUAUGAUGGUGUAUGAGCCUCUAAACCACUACAUCAACAUGGACCUUGGCAAAGAUGGCUAUACAUUCCUCCAGUACAGAAUGUGUAAGCUGUUCCCAUGCGAAACACUGACGAAACCCGAAAACGUUUUAGGUUUAGCCGCAACUCUUGAUACAAGUGUGAUCAGAUCCGAGCAGAUGUUAUAUCAUAUGUUGUUGCCAAGGUUACUGGUUUUAGCUGAGAAGGCAUGGCGUGAAGGAGAACAUGAGAAUAUUCUCAGGGCAGAAGAUCCAAAGACUUUGGUAGUCGAAGAAAAUCUUGCUAACCGAGCUGGUGCAAUAACUAUGGAAAUUGAGAAUUUGAUGAACAAUAUUGCCUUCAAAGAGGCUGGCCGUUUGGACGAAGCCGGAUAUGCCUACCGUGUUCCAACUCUUGGAGCAAGCAUACACUUUGGGGUAGCCUUCUUGGGGCUUCCUCCAUAUCCCCUGCGGGUGAAAUCCGAGAUACCUCGAGUCGAAGUUGAGUUCAGAGAACUUACAGGUACGAACCAGCAAUGGCGACCACUGUUCGAUGUAGACAGAACUACUGGCAGGAUAACUGGGGGAUAUUUUUUCGACUUCCCACUCUCUUCUCAAAGGAUUGAAGUCCGCGCAAAGUCAGCUGGGGGUACAAACGGUGUGAAAAGAGCUGGUAGACCCACGGUUGUCGAGGGAAACUUAGAUUUUUACCUACCUAGGGAAAUACCAAUUUUCGUUCGUGAAGGAACGUGCCUACCUAUAAAUGAGGCAUGGACAACCGAUAUUAACAAUGUGACCGCUUUACAAUGGAGAAGAAUAAGGCAGAAUAUAGAACGUGUCGCUGCCGACAGACGCAACUUUAUGGUUGAACGUCGUCGUGUGUUGGAGCAAACCGUCGCACAAUACAACCAAAGAAUUCGCGAAACAGGAAUUCGUGGAAGGCCAGCUGCCUCAGGUGUUACACUUCCGGCUGUGUUCGACGAAAUCCAACAAGCUAUGGAGAGGGGAGAGAACAUUACAGAAAAACCAAUGACAAAUAUUAUGAGAGAAGUAUUUGAAAAAGACAAGGCUAUUUAUCAGAGUAGAGACAGAUUGAUGGAAAGUCGGUACGAUAAUUGGCAAAAAACCUUCCUGGAAUGUAAAAAAGGGCGGGCCAGAGUGACUCUCCUACCGGAAACUGCUGGAGGACAGGGAAGACGGACUGGAGGGAGAGGCACAGCAACAGGAAUCUCGGCAGACCCAAGGGCUCCUACAGGAGCACGUGAUGCCCAGUCUGGUACGGGAGGUCAGUCAAGAUCUCAGAUUGGUGGAAGUCGAAGGGGAGAACAGGGUAGGGGAAGCAGAAGACAGGGCAGUGCUGUCAACCGAAGGCAGAGUCAAGGUCGAGGUCGACGUACUGGAGCUAGAGGUGGUCGAGCUAGACGUUAAAAUGUUCGUACUGGUAUAUGGUCUAAAUAGCAUGCUCUAACUUGAAACUUUUGCAAUUACUGCUGUAAAAAGUAACUUGUUGUUACAUGAAAUAUGGUACGUCAUUCAAAACAUGGUUACCUUUACAAUUUACAUGAACUUUCUUAAAUGUGAUGAUCAAAUGUUGUAUAACAUAAUGUUUAUUUUCUGCUGGUUUCUGUCUUAAGAAAACCUUUACACUAAAAUUAAAUCUGAACCGUAAUACAAUCAUGCUUACUUUUUUAUGACUUUGACAGAUUAGUGUUUAGUUUUCAGUGUUGUUUCAAUUAUAACGCCUAUCCUUCUAAUUAUGUGAAUUUUUAUUCAAAUAAUAUUUUCAGUUUAACACAGUUACGGUUUCUAGUUUUUAUCCGAGAAGGUUGAUGCUUAUGUGCUAUUUUGUAACUACAUGUAUUGAAGUUUCUUAUUUGAAAUAAACUUCUUGUGCCAUUGA
Molecule: messenger RNA, 4179 nt
Organism: Mercenaria mercenaria
Lineage: Eukaryota; Metazoa; Mollusca; Bivalvia; Venerida; Veneridae
Product: beta-hexosaminidase-like
Exons: 12
Coding region: 111-3707 (1198 amino acids)
Biological process (GO): glycosaminoglycan metabolic process; carbohydrate metabolic process; ganglioside catabolic process
Cellular component (GO): membrane
Molecular function (GO): beta-N-acetylhexosaminidase activity; polysaccharide binding
Source: RefSeq, a predicted model, not a curated record